AUGUUGUCUCUCGCUCAAGCUACGGCCAUACUCGCCUUUACUGGCGCAGCUGUUGCUAGUCCUGCCCCAGGAGCAGACGGUACUACCUUUUCGCUUAGUCCAAUACCUGGAUCCGGAUCUCCAAAGCAUGGACUGAAUGAGUUAAUCGCUCUCAGACGUAGAGCCGGAGUUGAAGUACACCCAAAGCUCAUUGAGGUUGCGGAGAGUGCCGGGCGUCGUCUACACAAAGCCCGUUCGGCUGCUCGCAGCACUGGUCGAAAAGUUACUGGGUCUUCAUGGGGAUGGAGUGAGGACAAAUGGGAUACUGAAUACCUUUAUCCAGUUCAGAUUGGUGGUAAGAACGGCAAGACGUUUCGUGCCAAUAUUGGUACUGCUGCCGCAGAUUUUUGGUGCCAUUCUUCCGCACAGCCUCCUGAACAAAACAUUGGGUACACCUACUACGAAAUCAACCCCGCUCACCAGAAGGUCGGCUCUAACUAUUCGGUUGGAUACAACGGCGCUGAAAUAGCAGAUUCUUACGGCAAUGCGUAUGUCGAAGAUGUCACGAUCGGCAGUAUUACCACCAAGCAAACCAUUGGCGCAGCCAGUGGCAUAUCACAAACAUUCCUAUCAGACAAGAAUAUGGACUGCCUCAUCGGUCUCGGCAACAGCACUUACAACAGCAUCGGUCCUGAAUACGAGAACAAUUUCUUCGACAACAUCAAGAGCCAGCUUGCCAAGCCUGUGUUUGCCUAUGCCGAGAAGAAGGGCGGAGCCGUUUUCGACUUUGGAUUCUUUGACCCAAACCAGUAUACUGGCAAGAUUGCCUGGACCGACAACUCACCCGAGGAAGAUUGGCCUGCAUACGCCUUCUACGGCGAUGGCUUCAGUCUUUUCGACCCCCAGGCCAAGGUCACCCCGAGGAAGAUGUAUAUCCACCUCGAUGCCUCCACUACCCUUUCCUACACCGACCCCGAUAUCGUCACCGCGUGGUACAAAGCCGUCCCCGGCUCAAAGUACGAUGAUGACCAACAGAUGCACAGUAUCCCUUGUGACAGCAAGCCCGGCGGCUUCACCGUCGUCAUUGCCGGUCAAAAGUUCUUCACUCCUGGUUCGCAACUCGUUUCCAUCCCCCUUGACAAUGAGGGCAAGAUGUGCCUCGGUGGUCUGCAGAACAUUGGUGGUGGCGUCGAUUUCAGUCUCUUCGGCACCACGUGGCUAAAGAACAAGUACAUCAUGCACAACUUUGCCAAUCCUAAUGCUGUUAAAAUUGGGUUUGCCAUGCAGCCCGGUGCUACCCACUAA
This is a messenger RNA of Bipolaris victoriae FI3, 1284 nucleotides long. RefSeq lists its product as hypothetical. Gene Ontology annotation, biological process: proteolysis. The coding region runs from base 1 to 1284 and encodes 427 amino acids. Lineage: Eukaryota; Fungi; Ascomycota; Dothideomycetes; Pleosporales; Pleosporaceae. The record is from RefSeq and is a predicted model, not a curated record. The transcript is spliced from 3 exons. Gene Ontology annotation, molecular function: aspartic-type endopeptidase activity.